This is a messenger RNA of Schistosoma mattheei, 546 nucleotides long. The record is from the annotation of a GenBank genome assembly. Lineage: Eukaryota; Metazoa; Platyhelminthes; Trematoda; Strigeidida; Schistosomatidae.
AUGAACCUAUUUAAACUUGGCAGGACCGUUUCUUAUUGUUCGUUUUAUAAUGUCCUUUCAAAACCAUAUACGCAAAUGGCAACAAAUUUGGGAGCAGAUAAGGAUUUAGUCCCUCCUUCCUUUAGUGCUGAUAAUAAGGAGUAUCCAAAACACAUACAUGAGAUUGUAAAUCGUAUCAGUUCCCUAACAUUAUUAGAAGUCGCAGACUUGUCAGAACUGUUACAAAAAAAGUUAAACAUCAAGAAUACCGGGCCCAUGAUGCCUAUGAUGGUUCAAGCGCCAACAAACCAACCUCCCGAAGAGCCUGAAGAACAACAAGUGCCUACGAAAACAGCAUUUUCAGUCAAGCUAGUGAAAUUUGAUGCAGCAAAGAAAAUCCAACUUAUCAAAGAGAUCAAACAAGUUAUUCCUGAGAUGAAUCUUGUACAAGCUAAAAAAUUUGUAGAAAGUGCACCUGCCAAUAUAAAGACUGACGUGAGCAAGGACGAAGCUGAGCAAAUAAAGAAAGUAUUGGAAGAGGUUGGAGCGUCUAUUGCAAUUGAAUGA